AUGUCAGACUUCCUAGAAGGGUAUUUUCAGACCCAGCUGCCUACACUAAUUUCCGUUGCUUGCUGUGUUUUUUUCUCUGACAACUCUGUGAAAUGCUGACACUUGUAGAUGUCACACUCAUGUAUUCAGACUGGCAGGGCUGAGAGGAUUUCUGAACAAUGGCAGUAUAUAUAUUAUUGUUUGGUCAUCCACUGAUAGUUUUCUUCAUCUAUUCCUUUCAUGAGAACGCUGUACAUGGCUCUCAGCAACCUAAGCUGACAGUGCACCCCACAGUCGUCACGGAGACGGACUCAGUCAAGCUGAACUGUCAGCCUCCAUCACUUUCAGUGACUGAGUGUUAUUUCUCCAGUCAUGGCCAAGCAAUGUACACCAGGUUCUCCUGUCAGCAUACAGUGAAAGGGACUGAGUUACUGAAGAUAGCACAACAAAACUCACUUGCUCAGGUCAAAGUGCAGUGUGUUUAUACUGUAGGGAGAGAAAGUCUGUCCAGUGAACCAGUCACUAUCACCAUACAAAGUCAGAAACCACAGAUGAAUGUUGAUUCUAACGAUGGCGAGUUUUACUUCACCUGUUUACUGCCUGGAUCUUCUAGAAGUGACACCAGAUGUAACCUGUACUUUGGAGAAGCAAGUCAUCCAGUUCUGUCAAAAACCAUCUGGAAGACAAAAUCUAGAUCAGACAACCAAUUCUGCAUGUUUUUCCUGAAAACUGCUGAUUUCAUCAGACAUCUACAUUCUGUGCAGCGUAAGGAAGCUAGCUGUGAUUACAGCUUGGGAGGUGAGCCCAGCUCUCUGUAUGCGCGGAGUGAUGGAUACAGCUUAACACCUCUUUUGGAAAAAGAGCAGAUCAUGGUUCCAACAGCGCUGACAAAGUCAAUGACCACAGGGGUAAAAGAUGUCAGGCCCACUGCUUCACCUACUGCUUAUCCAAGCUCUGCUCCUGUAACUCCUGUGAAUCCAGGCUCAGGUCAGACUGUUGACAGGCCAAGUUCUGCCAGUCAAACUGUCUCUGCUCCUGUGAAUCCAGGCUCAGGUCUGACUGUCAGUAGGCUCACUACCACAGGUGACUCUACCUCUGACUGUGGAGCUCCUGUGACUCCAACUUCAGGUCUGACUGUUGGUAAGCCCAUCACUGAAUCUGGCUCUCCAUCUUUUCCUGUGACUACCAUGCAUACAGCGCCAGAGAACCAGACGCUGAUGUUUGCAGUAGUUGUGGCUGGUUGUGGUGUAACUGUGGGUAUCAUCUUGCUGGUGUUGGCAUUUUUCUGUGUCCAGAGAAGGACUGAAACGUGUGUGUCCAAGAGACGAAAAACCAAGGCCAAAGGUGACAUGAGAGGGACCAAAGGAGUAGUGUUACCUGCUGGUGAUGCUGGAGUCUACAGUAUGAUCACUUCUGUACCUGAGUCUGCAGAUGUGAGAGGUCAAGAGUCUCAAAAUGAGGACUGUGACCCGUGCCAUGUCUACAGCGAAAUCUGUGACGGGCCAGCUGCAUCAGCCCGGAAGGAUAUAGUUUACAGCACUCUGCAGGCUUACUGAAACCCAGACCUGGUGUUACUUGUAGGCUAAUUUGUAAUUUUCACAUUACUGUAAUACAUAGCAUUUUUUAGACAGAUGUCUUGGCUUCAUUGAACAUGUAGAGAAGACAAGAGAAAGAACA
Myripristis murdjan (pinecone soldierfish) is the source of this 1656-nucleotide messenger RNA. RefSeq lists its product as uncharacterized. The coding region runs from base 159 to 1535 and encodes 458 amino acids. Lineage: Eukaryota; Metazoa; Chordata; Actinopteri; Holocentriformes; Holocentridae. The record is from RefSeq and is a predicted model, not a curated record. The transcript is spliced from 16 exons.